AUGGUCUGCAAACGUCUGGCGACCGGCCUCGUGACGUGGAGGAGUUUGCCCAGGGCAACGUGCUGGAGAGGUAUUGGUACGACAGCACAGCGGAGAACGCUCGCUUCCAGCUACCAAGGGCUUAGUUUUAGCCAGGGCCCAAGUGAGCCACCGCUUCUCACACAAACCAUCCCCGAACACUUUUCUCAAGUUGUAUCCCUUCAUGGUGACCUCCCUGCCGUCAUAGCGCGCGCCCCCACCGCCCUAACCUCGUCGUCGGCCUCCACGUCAACCCCGCUGCCGCCCGCCUCGACCGCUAUGCUGACAUACGCCUCCCUCGACGCCCUCUCCAACACCCUCGCCUCGUCCCUCCGCACUCUCGGCAUCCGAAAGGGCGACCGCCUUGCCGUAUCCCUCGGCAACGGCCCCGAGUUCGCCGCCCUGACCUAUGCCGCCUUCAAGCUCGGCGCCGUGCUGGUCCCGCUGAACCCGGGGUUCAACGCGAAGCAGGUUGGCGCAGCGCUUCGGCACCUGAGCGUCGAAGUGUUCGUCAUCGGAAAGGUCACGGAUCUGCCGUACAAGCCGUGCCGUGGACGGAGCAACCUUGACCUUUUGCAGACGCUAGUGCCGGACCUGGACAAGGGCAAGGUCGAGAGCGAGCAGGUGCCGAGCUUGAGAACCGUUAUCGUGCUGGACAACGCGGCCUCGCACCCGCUGGUGGACUUCCCCGCAUUCAGGGCGCUGACGCCGUACGAUGUGCUGCUGGACGGGUCCGACGGGCCCAUCGUUCCGGACGCGCCGCUGGACCCCGGUGAGACAAUCAACAUCCAGUUCACUUCGGGGACGACGUCCCAUCCCAAAGCGGCGAUGCUGACGCACACGGGCAUCCUGAACAACGGCCGCCUGAUCGCGCAGAGGAUGGGGCUUGUGCCGCGGGACAGGAUCGUCGUGCCGCCGCCGCUGUUCCACUGCUUCGGGUGCGUGCUGGGCUACAUGGCGACGGCGACCUCGGGGGCGGCGAUCCUGUUUCCGAGCCCAGCGUUCGACCCGGCGGCGACGGUGAAGAUGGUCGCCGACUACGACGCCACGGGACUGUACGGCGUGGCGACCAUGUUCGUGGCGGUGAUGGAAGCGCUGGCGGCCGGGAGCGCGGCGAGGCCCGAGGACAUGCCGCGGGGGCUGAGGAAGGGCAUCGCGGCGGGGAGCUCGGUGCCAGAGAGCCUCAUGCGGAGGCUGUACGAGACGCUAGGCCUGCAGGACCUGGUUAUCUGCUACGGCAUGACGGAGACAAGCCCCGUGAGCUGCAUGACGGCGCCCGACGACGCCUUCGAGAAGCGGACGGGGAGCGUCGGGCGCGCGAUGCCGCACACGGCCGUCAAGAUUGUCGACCCGCAAGACAGGGGGCGUAUCGUGCCGCGAGGGGAGCGCGGGGAGCUGGCGGCAUCGGGGUACCUCGUGAUGAAGGGGUACUGGGGCGACGAGGAGAAGACCCGGGAGGUCCGGCGGGAGGAGGCGGACGGGCGGGUGUGGAUGUACUCGGGCGACGAGGCACUCAUGGACGACGAGGGGUACGUCCAGAUCACGGGGCGGAUCAAGGACCUCAUCAUCCGCGCGGGCGAGAACAUCCACCCGCUCGAGGUAGAGAACUGCCUCUUCCAGAUGGAAGGGGUGCAGGAGGCCGCCGUGGUGGGCGUGCCGGACGAGAAGCUCGGGGAGAGCGUGGCCGCCUUCGUGGUUCCUCAGAAAGGCUGGGUCGUGGACGGCGAGGGGUCCGCGGGGGAGAAGGAGGGGAUCACGAAGGAGGGCGUGAGGCGGUGGGUGCGGGAGCACCUGUCGAGCCACAUGGUGCCGAAGCAUGUCUUCUGGGUGGACGAGUACCCCAAGACGCCGAGCGGGAAGAUUCUGAAGUUCAAGCUGAGGGGCAUGGCCAAGGGGCUUCUUCAGGCGGACGAGGAGUCAUAG
Molecule: messenger RNA, 1941 nt
Organism: Colletotrichum graminicola M1.001
Lineage: Eukaryota; Fungi; Ascomycota; Sordariomycetes; Glomerellales; Glomerellaceae
Product: AMP-binding enzyme
Exons: 2
Coding region: 1-1941 (646 amino acids)
Biological process (GO): fatty acid metabolic process
Molecular function (GO): medium-chain fatty acid-CoA ligase activity
Source: RefSeq, a predicted model, not a curated record